Messenger RNA from Frieseomelitta varia, 1786 nucleotides. RefSeq names its product small conductance calcium-activated potassium channel protein-like. Gene Ontology annotation, molecular function: small conductance calcium-activated potassium channel activity; calmodulin binding. The record is from RefSeq and is a predicted model, not a curated record. Lineage: Eukaryota; Metazoa; Arthropoda; Insecta; Hymenoptera; Apidae. The transcript has 5 exons. Bases 527 to 1714 code for a protein of 395 amino acids. Gene Ontology annotation, cellular component: neuron projection; plasma membrane; neuronal cell body. Gene Ontology annotation, biological process: potassium ion transmembrane transport.
CUGUCGGCCGGCUGGUGCGCUAGUACAUGCGCGCCCUUUUCUCGUUUUCUCCCUCCACCGUUCGCGUCACUGUUUCUCUGCUACGGUGUUUUCUUACCGGUAAUUCGCAUUCGCGUGAAACGCAGUCCGCGCGCGCCAAAUCGUCGUCAGUUCCGUGCAACGUUCGCACGCCGGGGAGGGAGGCCGUUCUUCUCAAUGGAGAUACACCGGGUCCAGUGGAAAGCCGGCGAACAGUGUUGUGAGUUGAUUUCCAUGUGAGCACGAAGCGUUCCGGUCGGUUCGUAGUCGGCUCGAUUUUGCCGCGUGUUCCAAUCGAGGACGAGUCGCGGGGUGACAACGGAAGUGUGGUACCGAGCGGGGCUUGUCCACGGCGCGAAUUUGAUCGUCGCGGCCACCGUGUAAGCGGACAUGCAUCAGGAGAAACGCCGUACCGCCGACCGAUGAACGUGACUGGCAGUUGACUCGAUGCAGAGGGACGCUAAGGAAAUGGCCACGUGACGCGACAGAGAAAGAACCAGGCGGCAAGAUGAACACGAACGGCAAUGUCGGCUCUCAGGAGGGUGGGAACGGUACCGAUUACGGCUCGAGCGAGGAGACGGCGGCCCUGCUCAGCAGGGCGCCACCCCCGCCGGUCGUUGUUGCCGCGGCGUCUCAGGGCAAGCCGGUGCUCACGCGACAGGAUCGAGCAACCUUUUUGGUUGCCUCGCCACAGUUGUCCGUCUCGGGGCUCGGCGGCUCCGAGGAGAGCGGCACCACCGAGGAUCCGGCCACGAGAUCGGUACCGGACAUCGAGCUGCACUGCAGGCUCGACGGCGAGGCCCAACCGCAGCCGCAACCGCCGCAGCCUCAACCGCAGACGCAAUUGCAACAAACGAUCAUGCCUACCGGUUACCGAACCAGGCAAUCUUCCCACCAGCACAGGUGUCGCUGCGAUCGUAGGGACUCGUUGGCUCCUUCUUCGGCACUGCACCUGGCCAGGAGCGUGUCCAGGGAAAGCGUGAAGAGCGGGCAUCACUGUUGCCCUUGCCAGGUGCCGCCCCCUCCGGUUCUGGUUACAACGUCGCCGAGCGCACGCAUAAUACGACAAAGCUCGCAACCGGAAGCGUCCGCGUGCUGCUGUUCCGGAUGCUGUUGCCCCUUGCACACCGGCACCGCGCCAAGUGCUGCCUCUCUGCGGCAGUUGCGCGAGCCUAGCGACGGAAUUGCCGGCAUCGCGGCGGACUCGCUGCGGAUCAAUGGCGGUAUUCGACAAUUCCGGCAGCUACGGAAGCCAGUGUCGACACUCUCGAUCCCGGGGGCGAUGAAGAACAGCGGCGGCGUGGCCGGGGGCGGCGUGGGGGUCGCCGGGGGCGGCGGCGGGGCUGGUUGCGGUAGCGGCGGCGCUACCGGAACCGGCGAGGACGCUGGUAUCGCCCUGGUCGGCGUCCACUCGGAGUACCCACGGUACGUGGACGACCGCGUGCUAGCCGGUGGCCAGGUGAAAGGACCAUCGGGCAGCAUUGGCCCCGGCUCGAAGCACAAGCCGAACGUUGGCUACCGGCUCGGCAGACGGAAGGCCCUGUUCGAGAAGCGGAAACGCAUCAGCGACUACGCGCUCGUCAUGGGCAUGUUCGGCAUCAUCGUGAUGGUCAUCGAGAACGAACUGUCCAGCGCCGGUGUCUACACCAAGAAUCAUAGGGAAUAUGGUACACUUCACCAUGAACGUGGGAACUGAACACACGUCGCUAUGGAUAUACUACUAUGGAUAAACUAUAAUACUAGCAUGAAUACAUCGUGAUGGACGUGG